This is a messenger RNA of Branchiostoma belcheri (Belcher's lancelet), 942 nucleotides long. Its product is annotated as CD209 antigen-like. NCBI's taxonomy places the organism in Eukaryota, Metazoa, Chordata, Leptocardii, Amphioxiformes, Branchiostomatidae. Bases 1 to 942 code for a protein of 313 amino acids. The transcript is spliced from 5 exons. The record is from RefSeq and is a predicted model, not a curated record.
AUGUACGAGGAGGCAGAGCCUGUCCGGUCGCCUUUCUCCGGCCCCGACAGCCGCCAAAUCAGCGGACCGCCGCUGCAACCCCAUCCCGUCCGUCAGAGUGGUUCCCGCGGGCGUGUCCGCCGUGGCAACGGCGCUUCUGACAAGCAGCGGGAAGACCAGGACACGUCUUCACACACGUACGAAGACGCCGAGGAGGUGAAACGUUACGCAACGUCUCCAGACGGCGCGUAUCCGGGUGGAGCGAGCGGCCGCCGUGGUGUCUGUAGCUUCCUCCGCGCCCGCCUCAGCUGCCUAGCCGCCGGCAUCGCCGUGCUACUGAGCUUAGGCGCCGUGGGACUCGCCCCUCUGACAUUAAGUAACAAACAGGAAAUAUCCCAAUUGUCGACUACUGUCGACACCUUAAAACGUGACCAAGACGAUAUGCGCCAAUUGUCUACUACCGUUGACGCCUUGAAACGCGAUCAAGACGCCUUGAAGCACGACCUGGAGAGCGAGCGCAACCGGACCGCCACCUUGGAGCAGCGUCUUCACGAUUUUCAUACAUCUUGUCCCGGAGGCUACACAAUCUGGCGUGGAAUUUGCUACAAGGCAUUCAACACACGCAAGACCUUUGACCAAGCGGCCGCAGCCUGUCGGGAAGACGGCGGCACCCUCGCCAUGCCCCGAGACGCUGAGACCAACGCCUUCCUGGGCUCCUUUUGCAAUCCCUUACACGACCGCUUCUGGAUCGGCCUGCACGAUCAGCGCGAAGAGGGAAGGUUUGAGUGGGUGGACGGUUCUGCACUUGGGCCGUACAGCUCCUGGGCUCCGGGAGAACCGAACAACUAUGGGCGCGGCCAAGAUUGCGUCUUUUAUUACACAUUCCUGAAAGAUAAGUGGGUCGACUCUACCUGCCAGAGUCCUCUUCACUUCAUUUGCCAGACUGCUCCAGGACGUCCAUAG